Messenger RNA from Alternaria postmessia, 912 nucleotides. RefSeq lists its product as uncharacterized. NCBI's taxonomy places the organism in Eukaryota, Fungi, Ascomycota, Dothideomycetes, Pleosporales, Pleosporaceae. The record is from RefSeq and is a predicted model, not a curated record. The coding region runs from base 1 to 912 and encodes 303 amino acids. The transcript has 2 exons.
AUGGUGAACUUCAAUUCCAUCGUCGCAUUUUCGACAUUUGGUCUGGGUGCGCUGGCACACCCAACCAUCAAGCACAUUGACAGGCGCUUCUGCUCCCUCGAGGAACGCAGCGUCUUUGCCCGUGCCGAAGACCUUACUUCCCGCGCCACUAUCCCCAAAGCGACAACAUGGAAUCCGCCCUCUAGCAUGACCACUGGUUUGGAUCAGGUCUGGAAGCAGACUAUGAAGGAGAAUCCGCAAGGCCUCCAGGACAAGAACUGGAUCACCGACCAAUGGAUCGCCAACAACGGCAGUAUCAACUACUGCGUUCGCUGGAACCACUCAGGCAAAAGCACUGCGACUGCGCGUGCCUCUACUGUCAAAGCCCUACAGCGCUCGAUGCAGAAGUGGUUCGAUAUACUCGUUGGAUUCGAAGGCUUCCCGCUCACUGAACUCAACGUCGACGUUGUUGGCUACGCCGUCAAGAAUAAGAACCUCAUCGAAGGCGACACCACCGGUCUCGACAUCUAUACUACAGCUGAUGCCGACGGUGUACCUGAGUGCGACGUCCGCUGCUACCGCGGCGCUCAUCUCGAUGGCGAUUUGAGUCAGUGCCCUGGCGGUGAGGCCAGCCGUUACGACAUCAGCCUCUGGCUCGACGAGAGUCUUGAAGGUCAGAUGGGUGGUUAUGGAUACAACUGGGGCCAGGAGAUUGGUCCGGACUACUUCCUCAACAACAUCGAUGAGGAGAACAUCCACAUCCUGCUUCACGAGAUGGGCCACGGUCUUGGUCUUCUAGACUUCUACGACUGGGUACCCCAGGGCCAGACCAACUUCAUUAUGAUGGCUGGUAGCGCGAUGGAGAUUACCGAGUUUGAUGCUUGGAUGCUAAGGGACUGGUGGAGGAAGUUGAAGGCGGAGCGCAAGUGGUAA